Messenger RNA from Punica granatum (pomegranate), 973 nucleotides. Lineage: Eukaryota; Viridiplantae; Streptophyta; Magnoliopsida; Myrtales; Lythraceae. The record is from RefSeq and is a predicted model, not a curated record.
AACAAAAAAAAAAAAAUUUGUUCCUCUCGUGACCUCGUCUCCUGCCUCAUUUCAGAAGAAGGGGACCCUGCGACUGCUAGUAAUCCUGCCUUUCCAGUCGACGUCGAGCUACUGUGCUCCCUAUCGAGCCCGAGCUGUUGCUCCUCCCCGCUCUCCCCGUCGGUCGAGGCGUCGAGCCGCUGCUGCUGCUGGCUGCCUUGCCAGUGUAAAUCGAUCUGCCCCUGCUCGAGCCCGGGGUGAGCUGCUGCUGCUGCUGCUCCCUCCCCUACCAGGCGCUGAUUGAUAUCCCUCCACCUUCAAUGAUUUCCCUUACAACCACCUUCAAUGAUUUGAAUGAUUAUGAAGAGAGUAGCCGAUUAUGAAGAUGAGAAGAGAGUUCGAAAGGCGGUGAAGAAGUGAAUCUAUCUUGUGUUUGAAAGAGGGAUAAAAGAUGCCUUUGGGACUACUAGCGGGACUCACAAGGGCCGUGAGGAGGAAGCGUACUUCCUCUCUUGACAUUCUUUCCUCGAAGCGUGCUCCAAGAAAUUAUUACAAGGGGAAGAAUUGCAAGCCCACUGGUUUUCAUACUCGCAAAGGUGGAUACGUAGUGGUGCCAGAAAAGCUGCCAAACUAUGUUGUCCCUGACUUGACCGGUUUCAAGCUGAAACCAUAUGUCUCACAGUGCCCUACAGAAGUGAAGACUGCUGAAGCUGGUGAUGCAUCUAAAUGAGCAAAUUGACUGAGGAAAAUAAUUGCUUAGGAAAGUUAGCAAUUCUUUUUUACCAUUUUAAGAAAUGAAAUGAAAUCACCAAAUUUUAAUGUAUCUGAUAACUGAUUCCUUGAGUCAUUGCCCUUAAAAUAAUUUGAAUCAGUUGUGGCAUCACAUAUAUUGGGUUAGACGAAGAUGCUGCUGAAUCAAGCUAGAGACUCUGUUCGUAUGUAUAAUGAUCAUUCGAGCAUGACCUGGUUAGUGAUGCUUCUCGGUUUCGGCAUA